AUGCUCAAGCAGCAGGUUUAUGUGAAGUCCACCGAACUGGAGUUCAUGAUGCAUGUUGAUGGUAGGCGUCAUGUGAACAUGCUUCCUUGCGAUGUCUGUGGAAUCGUCCUGCAGUGUGAGUGGGACUAUCAGCAGCAUAUCGGCGGUGUUGAUGAAGAUACUACCAUCACGUCCGUUGCUACCGUUAUCAAGAUAAAAAGCUGUGACACUAUGCAUAAUAGUGAUUAG
Molecule: messenger RNA, 228 nt
Organism: Perkinsus marinus ATCC 50983
Lineage: Eukaryota; Perkinsozoa; Perkinsida; Perkinsidae
Exons: 2
Coding region: 1-228 (75 amino acids)
Source: RefSeq, a predicted model, not a curated record